CUUCGUCAAUGUGUUCCCGAAGGUGCGGCGGAACCUCAGAGGUGCCUGUCACAACCAAACCGCGUCAUCUGGCACGAACCGGGACAAGACGCCGUGAUCCGGUGCUACGUGCAUCCCGACUGCUCGGCGCGAGGCCUCCGCUACGAGUGGUUCGCUUUCGAGCGCAAAUCCCACGGCCGUCUCGACCUGGCCCACAAGCGCCACAAGUACAGCCUGCAAGAGGCCACUUUACAAGUGAUGUCCCUGACCGCCAACGACAGCGGGGUUUACUACUGCGCCGCCACGGUCCAGGGCGAACCGGCACCGGGGGCGCAGUACGUCGGCCUGGGAACGACUCUUGUUGUGAAGGAAAAGACGAAGCUCAUGGUGGGUCACGUUCUGUUGUGGCUAACGUUCGUCGUCCUGGCCGUCUACAGCUCGGCAACACUGACGCUUAGCAUUCAAAAGAAGUACGGCCUCAAUAUAUGCAACUGCAGACGGACACACAAAGGCCACAAGAAAAGCACAAGGAAAACAAGAAUAUUCCACGAUGUGCUGCAAGAGAUGCACCACAGACGCGAGGUGAAGAGGAGCAAACAGACGGCGAGGAGAAACCCUGCGCCUGCGCCGGUUCAGGUGCCUGCUGCAGACUUAAAUAUCACGCCUGAUGACAUCUAUCAAAAUGUGUAAGACGUGCAUUAUAAGACGCCCUGCGUUGCACCUUUUCAUUUCCACUUCUGGACAGAAGUGGAAACAAAAAAAGAACAUUGAACAAAUGUUGAUUAUUUCUGGGACUGGGAGACGUCACACCAAUUUGCGAAUGUGGCUCGUCGGAAGGCACGCGCGCUUUUUACGGUUUUGCCAUCGUACGCUCACAUACAGGGACUCUCAAUGGCCAAUUGUGCACGAUGCGGCCAUACACGGCGGCGGCCCAUGAGCGCAUUUGAUCCAGUCUGCCGUGCAAUUCGAAAAACAAACCUCAUCGAAAUUGUUCUAUAUUGAUUUAACCCAAUAAUGCUCAAUAUAUAAAAGGAAACAUUUGUACGUUCGUUCGUGGCAUAUUCUUUCAUUCGUUUAGUAAGGCCCUACCAUUCCCAAAAAAAAAAAACACUUUGAUUUCUACUUUUCCCCUGAUAACUUUGCUGAAAAUGGUCAAAAAUGCUUCUGAUUCCAUAAUGGUAAAUGGUCAUCUUUUACAAAUCCGACGCUUUAACCUCGUUUUGAUUGUUAAUUUGAACUGCAGUGUGUUGGUGCUCAAAGGCAAAAUCCUAAAAACAAACUCAAUGUCCGUAAACCUCUCGGCCUCCUCGUGCUUUCUGUAUGCGAGUGUGAAUCGUGUCUGUGCAGGCAGCGCGAACGGCAAAGACGGGAAGAGUAACCUAUUUUUCAAUAAAAGACUAAAGCCAA
Messenger RNA from Phyllopteryx taeniolatus (common seadragon), 1386 nucleotides. Its product is annotated as immunoglobulin superfamily member 6. The transcript is spliced from 5 exons. The annotation marks the transcript as partial. NCBI's taxonomy places the organism in Eukaryota, Metazoa, Chordata, Actinopteri, Syngnathiformes, Syngnathidae. The record is from RefSeq and is a predicted model, not a curated record.